UCGCCUCAGCGAGGGUGUGGACAUCAGGGGACGUAUUUGGGCGAUCUGCACUUAAAUAUUUCGGAGAAAUCUAAACUGAAAAAAUAGCUCGAAUCCACAGCAUUGUGGCAAGAGAGAGAGACAGAUAGGAGAGAGACAGAGACACAGUCCCUCUAGUCCCAAUUCUGAGCGUCUCUCCCCCUGUGGCCUCUUCCCCUCCCUCCUGUCACUUCCUGUGGACGAAUGCUCUCCAGAGCCCUCCGGAACUUCGCUCUCCGCCUGCCACGCUCAUCCCAGCCUUCCUGCUCCAGUACCACGCCGGCCUCCAGUGACCCAGGCUUCAGUUAGUAGAAACCAGAGGGGUGCCAUAAUGGAUGACAUCUUCACACAAUGUCGGGAAGGCAACGCGGUCGCUGUCCGUCUGUGGCUGGACAACACGGAGAACGACCUCAACCAGGGGGACGACCACGGCUUCAGCCCCCUGCACUGGGCCUGCCGGGAGGGCCGCUCCAGCGUGGUGGACAUGCUCAUCAUGCGGGGCGCCCGAAUCAACGUGAUGAACCGCGGAGACGACACACCCCUGCACCUGGCAGCCAGCCACGGGCACCGCGACAUCGUGGGCAAGCUGAUCCAGUGCAAGGCAGACACCAACGCAGCCAAUGAACACGGCAACACACCGCUACACUACGCCUGCUUCUGGGGUCAGGACCUGGUGGCUGAGGACCUUGUGACUAACGGGGCCCAGGUGAGCAUCUGUAACAAAUAUGGAGAGACUCCACUGGACAAGGCCAAACCACACCUGCGAGACCUCCUGAAAGAGCGUGCAGAAAAGCUGGGACAGAGUCUGACCAAGGUCCCCUUCAAGGACACCUUCUGGAAAGGCACCACUCGAACCCGACCCCGUAAUGGCACUCUGAACAAACACGCCGGCAUUGACUUCAAACAGCUGUCCCUUCUGGCCAAGAUCAACGUAAACCACUCUGGAGAGCUGUGGCAGGGACGCUGGCAGGGGACCGAGAUUGUGGUGAAGGUGCUAAAGGUUCGAGACUGGACCACCAGGAAGAGUCGUGACUUCAACGAGGAAUAUCCAAAACUCAGGAUAUUCUCCCACCCGAAUGUGCUGCCCAUGUUGGGGGCGUGUCAGUCCCCCCCCGCCUCCGACCCCAUCAUCAUCACGCACUGGAUGCCCUACGGCUCCCUCUACAAUGUGCUGCACGAGGGCACCAACUUCGUGGUGGACCAGACGCAGGCGGUGAAAUUCGCCCUGGACAUCGCCUGUGGCAUGGCCUUCCUGCACACGCUGGAGCCCAUGAUCGCACGCCUCUAUCUCAACAGCAGGAGCGUCAUGAUUGAUGAGGAUAUGACGGCCAGGAUCAGCAUGGCGGAUGUGAAGUUCUCCUUCCAGUGUCCCGGCAGGAUGUACUCUCCCGCCUGGGUCGCGCCUGAAGCCCUACAGAAGAAGCCAGAGGAGAUUAACCGGCGGUCGGCUGACAUGUGGAGCUUUGCCAUUCUGCUGUGGGAGCUGGUGACCAGAGAAGUGCCCUUUGCUGACCUGUCCAACAUGGAGAUUGGCAUGAAGGUGGCCCUGGAAGGCCUCCGCCCCACCAUCCCACCCGGCAUCUCGCCCCACAUUUGCAAGCUCAUGAAGAUCUGCAUGAACGAGGACCCAGCCAAGAGGCCCAAAUUCGACAUGAUCGUCCCCAUCCUGGAGAAGAUGCAGGACAAAUGAACUGCCCUUACCCCUCUCCCAGUACCCUCUCACCCACUCCAGAUAUACUGGGCCAGAUAUCCCCCACAGAUGCGGUGCAUACCAGUAUUGCCUUAAACUUUUACUGUCACUACUUACUGCUGCUCUCCACGCCACUGUAUUGUAUGCUUCUGAAGAGAAACCGCAUCCGUUGUUUCUGUUAACAUUAAUAAUUAUUUCGUUCUUACUGUUGCCUCUUGUCGAUUUGUCAGAACAAGAGCUUUGUUUUUAAUUUUUUUUUUUUUUUUUUUAUAAACAGUCCUGUCCCAAACCCCUCUUUAUAUUCACACGCACUCUUUCUCAUUUUUGACUGCUACUGGAGGACGCAGUCCUAAAAACAGGAGGGUCCCUCACUGACUGACUGAUUCACUCACUCGCUCACUGAGUGAGCGGCUCCCACAUAAGGAAAUUUUACCACUAACUGCCAUUACAGCUGAGCAGUGCAUAUGCAGUUUGUGUUGCUGUGUAGAUUCGGCAGCCCAUCCCUCGAUCUCUCGGACUGAAUAAGCCAUUGCAAUCAGUGUGAUAGAGGCUGUGCAGCCUCUUAAUUCUGGAUCGCUCUUGACGCCUGAAGAUGUAAAUAGUGUUUUGGAGCUGCAGAUCUGAGGGUUAGACACUGUAAAGAGAUGUCUCCCGUGGUUUUUCAGGGGAGGAAGGAUGUGACCUGCGGUUUCCUCACACAGUAUUAUUUCAGAUUGGGCCACGUUAAAGCUUUGUCCCAGCUGUUAAUGAAGUGAUGACUGCAGCUAAUGGUUCAGUUAUAUUAUUUCUUACUUGUUUAUUGGUUGCUCUUGUUGGUUGUAGUCCUCUUACGCUCUCCAGCUACCAAGCUUUCAGGAGUUGGCGCCGAUCCCCCAUCCCAGCAUCCUCCAGGAGGAGACAGGAACUGAGCAGUGAUGAAGCUUACUGUAGCCUCACAAAGACCCUUGCCUAUUCUCCACCACUCAUCUUUGGCUGUUGGAGAAAUACCAAGGGAGGCUAUCCUUAAGGGAAUAGUUCAUAAGUUCCCGUCCUUCAUGGGAAUUCAGAAGACCGUCAAACUGUGCAUCAAAGGGGAAGCUAAGGGACGAGGUCUCUUAGCGAGCUGAACCUCACAUAUUGCUGUACCCUGGUGUCAGCCUUUGAAUCACGUUGCAUUUCAUC
Megalops cyprinoides (Indo-Pacific tarpon) is the source of this 2869-nucleotide messenger RNA. RefSeq names its product integrin-linked protein kinase-like. Gene Ontology annotation, biological process: cell-matrix adhesion; substrate adhesion-dependent cell spreading; integrin-mediated signaling pathway. NCBI's taxonomy places the organism in Eukaryota, Metazoa, Chordata, Actinopteri, Elopiformes, Megalopidae. Gene Ontology annotation, molecular function: ATP binding; protein kinase activity; protein binding. The record is from RefSeq and is a predicted model, not a curated record. Bases 350 to 1708 code for a protein of 452 amino acids. Gene Ontology annotation, cellular component: focal adhesion; stress fiber. The transcript has 13 exons.